Messenger RNA from Ruditapes philippinarum (Manila clam), 7715 nucleotides. RefSeq names its product protein mono-ADP-ribosyltransferase PARP14-like. The record is from RefSeq and is a predicted model, not a curated record. Gene Ontology annotation, biological process: negative regulation of gene expression. Gene Ontology annotation, molecular function: transcription corepressor activity; RNA binding; NAD+ poly-ADP-ribosyltransferase activity. Gene Ontology annotation, cellular component: nucleus; cytoplasm. The coding region runs from base 60 to 7715 and encodes 2551 amino acids. The transcript has 32 exons. NCBI's taxonomy places the organism in Eukaryota, Metazoa, Mollusca, Bivalvia, Venerida, Veneridae.
GUCCAAAAACAAUUUUAAAAGGAGAGUUUAGUGAGAUGACUAGUUAAUGAUUAUCCAACAUGUCUUCAACACAAUCAUUGGUGGAACAUUGCAUAAUUGUCGAUGGAGCACCUAAAUCGUUAACUAAAAGUCAGCUGACGGGAAUAGUUCAAAGGCAUUACUCAACAGCAAACAUUCUGAAACACCAUUUUCAGGAAAAUAAACAAUUGAAUCAGUGGGUUCUUUGGCUUAACUCGUCAAAAAGUGUUACCUACCUUUGCGAUGAAAUACAAAUGGAUCAGGUUCAUACAGAUGAUGAAACUUAUACAGUUUCAUUCUACACAUGCAACGCGUCUAAUAUACCAGAAGCAUGGUUCAACAGUGAGAAGGUUGCUAACAGUAACAGAGAAUUUGUGGACCAUUAUCAACAAGGUACUCUCCUGGAGAAAGAUAAACAAUACCAGAAACAAAUUGCAAAGGCUAAAUUAUCAAAUUUACCAGAGGAUAGUGAUAGGGAUUUUUUAGAGCUAUAUUUGGAAGAAAAAUUAGGAAAUGAUGUUGCAUUCGAAUCAAUAGAGUUAUGUGGAAACGGCACUGAAGCAAUAAUAGAAUUUCAAAAUAAAGACGUGUAUGAUGUGUUAAUGGAGAAACAGCCUUUAGACAUGGAAGGUCAUAAGGUUUUUGUAGAGCUUAUAGAAGUACAACCAUUACUUCAAGAUGGUCCUAAAACCAUUGAGGUAACCUCAAAUAAAGGAGUAAUAUCAGAAAAGUCUGCAGGGACUAUUCGCAUGUAUUUUGGCAACAAUAAACGUUCUGAUGGAGGAAAAAUAAUGGACUUCAAAUUUACGGCAGCUACAGAAACCAUUCUGAUAACUUUUGAAUCUGAAGAAGUUGCAAAAGCUGUAUGUGAGCGAAAAGAUCACUUAUACAAAGACGCAACACUGAAUGUUGUUCUGCUUGAUAAAGAACUUCUUUUGAAAAGAGCAUCUGAAGACACGAAACCAAAAACAGUACGGAUCACGAAUUUACCUCAGGAAAUUGACAGAGAUACUCUAGAAGUAGUUUUUGAGGAUGCUGACACAUUUGGAGAAAAUAUCAGUGUUGAAGAUGUUAAACUAGACCCAAAAACUUGCAGUGCUGUCAUAAAAUUUGCAGAAGCCAAUGACGUAGAAAGCAUUCUCCAGAAGAAGCAAGUCGAUGUUGAGGGUCAGACAGUGUAUAUUGAAGCUAUUAAAGAAGACAACCAAGAAGAACCGUGCGUUGUUGUGGUAACAGGACCAGUUGAUAUACUUACAGAGGAUAAUAUCAAAUCACUUAAAAUGUAUUUCAAUAACAAGAAACGAUCGGGAGGGCAAGAUGUUAUUGAUUGCAGCUUUCAAAAUCCUGGCUUGGCCCAAGUUACAUUUUCAUCUAGCAUGGUUGCUAAACGUGUAGCAGAAAGGACAAAUCACCAGUUCAAAUCGUCACGUAUUGAUGUGAAAUUAAUGAAACACAAAUCUUACACUUCAUUUUCCGAAAAACCGAAUAAGUUGCUUUUCUCUGGCGUUGAUGAAGAAAUUAAAGAUGUCCUUGUCCUUUACCUGGAGGAUAUGUUUGAAAACCUACACGUUAAAGCUGAAAUUCCUGGUGAUGACGAUUCAACGAUCGUAUUGGAGCUUCAAGACUCAAAUGACGCCCAAAGCAUUUUGCAAAGACAACCAAUAUGUAUCGAUGGACACUACGUCGGCGUUUCGCUAUAUACAUAUGAACCAGAAAAACAAUGUACGAUACAAGUUCAAGGUCUUCCAAAUAUAGAAAACCAUAUAGAUGCAUUACGAAUGUACUUCAAAAACACCAAUCGGUCUGGAGGAGGACAAAUCGUUCAAUGUGAGGCUAAGAAAGACAGAAAUAUUGCGCUCAUUACAUUUGAAACUGAGGAAGUCGCUCGUUCGGUUGUAAAUCGACCUAAACAUGAGUUGAAGGGUACAGUGUUGGAAGUAAUGUUAUAUAAUAAGCCAAAUGAAGGUUAUAAGUCAAGGGUUUUUGAAACCACCAGAAAGAUACUCAUCAAAGAAUUACCUGUGGCAAUUGACAAAGAGUAUUUAGAAUUAUAUUUUGAGGACUUUGGAGAAAAUGAAAUGGUGGUAGAACAUGUUGAACUAGACACUGACAAAUCUACAGCUGUUGUAGAAUUUCAUGACCAAACAGCCGUAGAAUUUAUUAUGAAACAGACUCCUUUGAAAAUGAAAGAACACAUUGUAUCUAUUGAACGCUACAGAGAAGAACAGAUUGAUCUUUGCACAAUAGAAAUUCAUGGUGUAUCCGACAUAGAACGUAAUCUUGAAAAGGUUUUAAUGUAUUUCAAAAAUAAAAGACGUUCAAGCGGUGGUGAAAUUGUUAGCCAUAAUGUUGAUGUUGAGAAUAAUAUAAUUUACCUAACAUUUGAAAAUACGGAAGUCGCAGAGAGAGUUGUUUCUCAUGACCAUAGUAAGCAAGGAUAUGAAGUUAUGCUAAAAACAAAGCCAGUCAGUGAUGAGGAACGUCCGACACAAACUAUCGAUACUGUGAAAGUAAAAGGUGUAGACAAAACUGUUUCAAUCGAAACACUCACAUACUACUUUGAAAGUAAAAAACGAUCUGGAGGUGGACCCAUUGUGGACAUACGUUGCAGUGAAGAAGAUGAAAAUGUCGUAUUCAUUACAUUUGAAUCACCCGAAGAUGCAAACAAUGUUGCUGGGAAACCGCAUACUGUACAAAACUGUACAGUGCGUGUAAGUCUUUACAAACCACCACCUUAUUACGAUGACAAAGUUCUUAUCAAAGGGUUGAAAAGUACCAAAGAUGCCCUGUUCCUAUUCCUUGAAGCCACAGCAAAUGUACAACCAAUUAGAUUGGAUCACCAUGAAGAAGAUGAAAGUAUUGUGCUGGUGACAUUACAGGAAAAACCAAAGUUUGAGAAGCUUGAAAAGGCAUGUAAUGAAAGGCAGUUAGAGGGAGCAUGGCUUAAAGUAUCAAAGGUUCAGGUAUCACAUUGUAUUGUCGUGACAAAUAUUGCACCGAAAGUAACAAAAGACACAUUGCAAUACUAUUUUGAAAACAAAAGGAAGUCUGGGGGCGGAGACGUAGAAAGAAUUGUGUUGAAUGAAGACGAUUAUGAGCGUACUUGUAUGGUCUUUUUUGAUGAUUAUAAAGUAAUUGAUGAUAUUCUUGGUAUGAAUCACACUCUUGGAGAUCAGAAAUUAGAAGUUAAACGUUUUCAGCCUGUAUUAGGACGCCCAGAAGGAGAAACAGAAGAAAGGGAAUGGCGCCUGCCACGUUUCAUAGAAAUAAAGGAUGUAGAUAUUCAUAAGAUUUCAUUUGCCUCCAGUUCAAGCGAAAUGAGCAAAACCGUUCAAGAUGAAUUAAUAACAACGUACACGAAGGUAGUGUGGCCAUCUGAUAUCAACCAGAGUGUACAAUUACAUUGUACGCUUACUAAAGAUGUAAAACACUGCUUCAAAAUAGCAAAAGGAUGGAGAAAGCAAGCACAGGUUGCAUUUAUGAAACUGAUCGAUACGAUUGUCCUUCUUCGCAUUGAUAUAUUGCAAGAUAUUAGAUCAAAAGUGAUGGAGUUUCUACAGAAAAUUCAUGUUAAAGAUGCAACCAAUGUUGCGAUUGUCAACAAAAGAAAUGAAAAUCAUAUUUUUAUUGUCGGAACGAAAGCUGCAGCUGAAGUUCUUAAAAACGACAUAGAAGAAGGAAUAAAGAAAGUACUGGAUGCUGCCGAAAAAGAGAAGCAACACGUUACAGAAAUAUUUUCAAAUCUAGAGCCCAUAGAGACAAAAAUGAUGGUUUUUCAAAACCUGCCAAAAGAACUAGAAGAUAAAUUUGAUGACUUAAAGGUUGAAAUCAAGGCUUUCAAAAACGAAAUACACAUAAAAGGGUUGAUAAGUAGUGUCAGGAACGCACAGAUCGCUAUCUAUGAUAGGAAGAGCAGUUUUCAAGUGCAAAAGAUUGAUGACAUUUCUAAACUCGCGCUUAAGUUACUGCAAUUAGAUGGCACAAUUAUUGCACUGAACAGCAAACUGAAGGCGAAUUAUAUUCAAGCUUUAUGGGAACCAACCACAGACGGGGUUGUUGUAUGUUGUUGCAAACCAUCGUCAAGUAGCAAAGUCGCAGAUAUUAUCCGUUCAUUCAUCUAUUGUGAACGUAUAGCAACAAACAUUGGAGAGGUCCCAGAUUUAGAAACGGAAAAAUGGAAAAGAAAAACUGAAGAAAUAUAUGCAAAGCAUCCUGGAAAAGUUGUAAUAUCACUUAACGAUGACCAAACAAAUAUUCAAAUUGGUGCUUUGACCGACAUAUACACAUCAGUGAAAGAAGAAAUUCAAAGUUUCUUAAAGACCAACACUAUUUCCUCUCAAACUGUUUCAAACUCAAAAGAACUCAACCGGUUCUUGGAAAGGAAUUGUAGAAAAGAAAUUGAAGAAAUUGCUCAAAAGUAUCAAAAAUACUAUGUAAAGAUCAGACACAUGGAUCAUUUCAGAGGUCUUGAAAUACAAGGUUUGCAGAAGGGUAUUCAAGACGCAACAGAACAAAUUAAGAUUUUAUUAAAAAGGGUUCAGCAACAAAAACAUACGGUCACUAAACCUGGGAUUGCAGAACAUAUAAUGUCUCCUAAAGGUAAAGAUAGCAUUCACACUAUUGAACAUUCAUUGUCAUGUGUAAUCGCUGUUGAAGGAGAAGAGGCUGAUAAACACAUGACAGAAAAAGAACUUGGAAUUAGAUCAUAUACAACCUAUAAUAGAACAAAUAUCUAUGUUUGGCAAGGAGAUAUGACAGAACUCGAUGUCGAUAUUUUAGUCAACCCGUCUGAUAAAAAGUUAGGAUCAUCAGGUGGACUUGGAAAAAAAAUCUUCGCUAAAGGUGGACGACUAAUAAAAUAUGAAUGUGAAGACUAUAUAAAUAAAAAUGGAAUUUUAAACGACGGAGAUGUUUUUAUCAGCAGUGCAGGAGAUUUACAAGCUGAAAAUAUUGCACACAUAAAGAGUCAACAAUGGGAAAAUGGAAAAAAUAUGGAUAAGAUUUUAGAAUCAACAGUCUUUAAGUGUCUGCAAAAAACAGGCAAUUUACAGAAAAGGUCCAUUGCAAUACCAGCUAUAGGUUGCGGAGUGAAUAGGUUUCCGGUUGAUAUUUCAACAACAAGCAUUGUAAAUGCGUUAAAGCGAACAUUGAUGGAGUAUCAGGACAGUUCAAUCCGUGAAAUAUAUCUCUGCGAUAUGAACACAACAAAUGUGGAAGGAUUUACAAGCGCAUUACGUAAUAUAUUCGGAAUGGCUAACGUCGUCUUGCAGGAUAGCGGAAAUCCGGCACAAAUGGGUGCUAGACCAAAGAGUGUGUCAGGAUCAAGAACGUUUAGAAAUCCUGAUGGACAAGGAUUUUCUCAUUCAAUGCAGGGCAUUCUGAAACAUGAUAGUGGUGUCAUAGGCAAUGUAGCUGUAUCUGUAAUAAAGGGAGAAAUUGCAAGACAAAAAGUGGAUGUUAUUGUAAACACAACAUCACAUAAUUUAGAUUUGCGAAAUGGUGCUGUGUCUAUUUCGCUAUCAAAAGCAGCCGGAAAGGAACUACAAGAGGAAGUCACUGCAAAAUUUCCAAAUGGACUCGACAAAAGAACAAUAGCUGUAACUGGUGGACAUAAGCUAAAUUGUCAGUUUGUCAUUCACACAGCAUUAUCGAAUUUCAAAGAAAACAACCCGAAUGAGAGUGUCAAAAAUCUCCAAAAGGUGAUGAGAAAAUGUUUAGAGGAAGCGCAUCACAAAGAGUGUCAGAGUAUUGCUUUCCCAGCAAUUGGAACAGGCAAUUUAGGAUUUCCGCGAGAGGUUGUGGCUAAAGAGAUGUUCAAGGUGGUUAAAAAAUUUCAAAAAGAUUUCUCAAAAACAAGUGUACAAGACGUUCGAUUCGUUAUUUACCAAAUGGACAGUCACACCUUACAGGCUUUCAAAGAAGAAGAGAUCAAGUUGCAUGGUGAACAAUAUUCAACAACUCUUGUAGGGAAAUCAGGUUGGCAAAAGGCACAGACACUUGGAUAUGAAGUCGUACCUAAGGGUUCCAGCAACACCAACCAACAGACAAGUGGAAACUACACUUUCGAUAGCGUCAAUGUCAUGAUCAAACAAGGAGAUAUUACACAUGAAAAUACUGACUGCAUCGUGAACAGUACUAAUGCAAACUUGAACCUUACAAUAGGUAAAGUGUCACAGACAUUGAUGAAAAAAGGAGGAGCAGAAUUAAAAGAAGAAAUAGAAAAUCACAAAACCGAAAUGAUGAGAAACAAAAUAGUAACGACAUUAGCACCAGGGUUGUCUUGUAAAUAUAUCAUUCAUGUCGAAGCAGACCCGAAUGAUGUGUCAACAACUGUAAAAAAGUGUUUAAAAGAAGCUGAUAACGAGAGAAUGAACAGUAUUGCAUUACCUGCUUUUGGAACUGGCAGCAUAAAUUUAGGUUCGACAGCAUCUGAUAUAAUGACUGCUUCUGAAGUAGCUAAAAGCAUGAUUAAAGCAGUUAAGGAAGUUUCAAAAUCGCAGCCAAAAUUCAUAAAAGAGAUAAGACUUGUCAUCUUCCAACAUGAAUUGUUACCUGAAUUUAUAAAAGCUGCAGAGGAUGCUGGUGACUCUAAAGGCUGGAUGGGAAAUAUAUGGAAAGGAGUAAAAAAUGUUUUUGGCAUAGCAGGAUCUAGUGAAGGAAAUGGUAAUAUGAAAUUAAAGUCUGCACAAGAUUACAACUCUGUUUCGUUCAUCAUCAUUGCUCUUAGUGAGGACAUCAUACGCAAGGCUAUUAAAAAGCUUGAGAACUCUCUUGAAAAAGAAAUGCACACAAAAAUUAUCGAUGAUCACACAAUCCGUCAGCUUGAAGACGUUCAGGUUGAUGAAAUACAAGGAAUAGCCCACCAAUGCCAUGUUCAAAUGAGUAUGGAUAAAAGUAAAGCAACUAUAAAGCUUGCAGGAAUAGUAACAAACGUAAUGCAUGCUUCAGAUAAGAUAAAUAAGCUGCUGAGGGAUGCGGAGCGAAUGGAAUAUUUAAAGAACAUCGCACAAUGGUGCUUUAUUGAAGUUUCACAAACUGGUGAAAAGGUUUUACAAUAUGAAAAGGACAUAAAUAUGGAAAUAGAAAAUGCUUAUAAACAACAAAAAGAUACGGUUGAAUACGUCAUAGACGGGAAUGACUAUAUUAUUGACUUUGCGUUAAUGGAAGAGUAUCCUGAAAGUAGUCCUUCAGAUAAAGUCAAAGUCAUCAGGAAGGAAGUAGUAAAAGGUGGAACUUAUGAACUCCCUGCACACUGGGACGAUAUGAAGGGCGGAAAUUUACGAGUUGUAUCUUUGCUUGCUGACAGCCAAGAGUAUACUGCGAUUGAAAAACAAUUCAAAGAUUCUGCUGGACAGUACACAGACGCAAAUAAGCAAUUGCAUGAUUAUACUGUUGUCAAGAUUGAACGCGUGCAAAACAAAGUUCUCUGGGAACAGUACCAGUCCAAGAAAAAGCAUCUUGAAGACCAAAACCCGCCAAGUACUAUUAAUGAAAGGCAGCUUUGGCAUGGAACCAGCGCCGAUCCCGUCGACAGCAUCAAUGCACAUGGUUUUAAUAGGAGUUUUUGUGGCAAAAAUGGUGAGAAGAAAAAAUAUAUUGAAUUUUCUGCUACCGGAUUUAAUCCUUUUUCCGAUUUGACUGUGAUGCCAAGAAAAAUUGAAAUUAACGUAGAGGAUCUAGAUAUGUUUAACAAGUAA